AUGUGGAAAUACAUCCUAGGGCCCUUACUCCCGGCAGUCAUAGGAUGGCCAUGGCAGCUGGGGCACAUCGAGGAGCACAACUUUGAGGAGAACCUCACUGAUGUGGAUCCCGGCGGUGAUGCUGUGCCGCCGAGCAACAACACCUACCGGAAGGGCGAUUUCUGGUGGUUUGAGGGGACGAUCUGGGGCUUUUGGUGGAGUGCCGAUGGCUUUGGAGAGGAUGCCCCAUGGUUCGGGACACCGGAAUUGCCCGGACGCCUGAGGGUUGACGGUGGUUGGGCUGGCUACUUCGUGGACGGCAUUGGGGUGCAAGCUUUCGGUAGCUGGUGGCCUUGGGUGGCCUGCUUCGUCAUGGUGACCUUCCUGACCGGGAUUUUCGGGAUCUUGACGUACAGUUUGCACACCUUGACGGGGCCAUGUAGGGCUUUGGGAAGAGGAGUGCAUGCUCUUUGCGGCCUAUGCUGUUGCAGGAGGCGCGAUGGUCUUGAUGCCCACCUACCUAGUGCAAGGCCUUUGAUGAGUGAGAUUGAAUGGCAUGGACCAAAGACCGGUUGGCCGACAGAAACCAGGUAUUUACAGCAGCGCUUGAAGGGGCGCGGUAGCCGGCGGCGCCUGAAUGACGUGGUGGUUCGUCGAGGAGGGCAUGUGGCUCGACUGCUUCAGGAAGAGAGCAUGCUGAAACGGAUUGACAGCGAUGGGCUACGUGUGAAGUUCAAUGGAGUCUCCGGCUGCACCUCUCGGCAGUUCCGACGAGAACUUGAAGAAGCAGGUGAAGUUCAUCUUUGUCGACAACUUGAAUGCCGAGCUGAUCACACCAUGCAUAUCCAGGAGUUCGCUGGCGUUGAUCACGAGGCCUUAUUGGAUCUACAUCGCUAUGCCCAUGGCUCACCACGUUGGCUCCUUGGUCUACUAGGACGAGGGCUAUGGCGCGCUUUUGGGUUGGGGAACCGUGUCAUUCGUGACGAAGACGGACAUGAACGGAUGCUUGACCCCGACUCGGAGUCUGAGGUGGAGGGCGACGAAUCUUCGUGCCAAGGAGUGCGCAUUGGUUUGGUGAUCGAGGGUGAAAUGAGGCCCUUAGCACCUGAUGGUUGCAAUGACAUGGCAACGCAGGAGGAGACCACGCUUCUGGACGAGGACAUCGAGGUCUCUGAUGUGCGCCCGCCUGGACCAGGACAACUAGCACGCGUACCACUCUGUGCUCAUCAUCGCCAAGUAUAUCAGGGAGCAGCAGCCAAGCGAAAGUGUGGGGUACUGACCUGCCACAAAGCAUCCAAGGGAGCACGGCAUGGAGUCCCGCUCUGCUACGACCACCUGUGUGAACAAGGAGGGUCAGGACUGAGGAAGGACAGCCCCCAUCCUAAUGGUAUGCUCCAAGGGCUUAGGCGGAGGUUCACGAGGAGAUCAACAAGUCGAAGCCGGAGCCCAGCGCUUGAGCAGCAGCCGGAUGGAGGUGGCAUUGAGAGGCACCCCGACUCUGGAGGAGUUCGGAACAAGAAGGAGAGCGGCAUGGCACCUAUGAGGUCGAGCUCUGUCGACCUUGGCAAAGUGAUGAUCCCAUCGCCACCCAGAGGCAUGCUCGACCAAGAUGAUGUCAUGGGGAAGCCCGUGUGGAUGAAGAUAAAGCUCAACUACACGGAGGGGCAGCGAGAGUGCGAAUGGAUCAUGUGCCUAGGCGAGCUCGUGGGCUACACACCUGGAGGAGUUCGAGGUGACCGGAAGCUCGAGAUCCACACCAAGUACAUCGAGACCACCAUCGUUGUCGAUCCCAAGUACCUGGAGGACAUGACCGAGGCCAAGAGUGUGGAGGAGCUUGACCCUCUUAAGGCCCAGCUCCUGAUCAAUGACAUCCCGCAAGACGCUGCAUGCAUUGGAUUAGACAUCAAGGGCUACAUCGUCCCGGAACACCUGGUGCAGCGUUUGAAAUCGUGGGAGGGGCGAACCAUUGGCAGCGGUAGACGUCUGAACCAACUGCAGGUUGACUAUGUCAAGAAGAACAUCGCCACCCUGGUGCGCAAACACAGUGCGGGCUUUGUUAAAGGAGAGGUCUGGCCUAGUUGGCCGGCUGAAGCCGAGCUCGGGCUUGAUGUGCAAGUUCGUGGACGCGCUGAAGCCCAACCUGUCGGAGCCCCGGAGGAGCCGAGAAAGAGAUCACGUAGCCGGAGCCAUAGCUUGGCCAGGGUCAUGAGAGAAGAGGACGAAGUGAAGCAGAAGAUGGAGGGUAUUGUCGAGGCCUAUGCGACAGCCCUUGUAUCAGGCCAAAACCAUCAGGAGGCACUCGACACGAUCCAGAUGAUCUUCGAAGUGGACUUCAGCGCCAUCCAGAGCACCCUGAGGAACUACAUCCGCAGGAACUGUGGGAAGCAGAAUGAGCAGGUCGAGGUGGCGAUCAAGAUCCUCAAGGGCGCAGGAGCACCGAGCUACAACGUGACCAAGGAUGAGGCCAAGCCGCCCAGCGCACAACCAGAGCAACCCGCACCAGGAGAGAAGAGAUUGCAAACGACCUCAGACAAGCUGUUCCCAUCACACUUCGGAUCCGCAAAGGAUGAAAGCAGCCUCAUUCGCCCAGCAGGCAGCAUUGGCACCCAGAACCCUUUGACAGUGAGCGAUAUGGGGUGGUGGGACAACUCUUCGGGCUUGGGAGCAAGAGCCGGAGGUGACGAAGAAGAUGGGCAGAUGGGAGCUCGCGUCGUGCACGCUUUGGAGGGCCUCCGGAAGGCCACGGAAGGGGACAAGAAGGGCAACUCGGGGACAAGAAGCUCCAUUGGCUCAGAGGAAGGCCUGCACGUCUACGUAGCCCGGGGAUGCAAUACCCUAACCGUGGAGGUCUGCCCCGAUGUCACCGGGAAGGAGCUGUUCGAUGCGUUGAAGAGAGCCUGCUCACAUGCCAAGGCCAAGCUGCAACAGAUCGAGUGGCCCUGCUUGGUGACGAAUGGCAUCGCCUAUGGACUCGCAGCCAUGCAGCAUGGUGGGAAGGAUCACACCACGUUGGCGCCGUGGCAGUUGAGCGUGGCGCAUGCGGUGACGGCCAAGCCAAGAGACUUCGACCAGUAUGAAGCGCCCAAGGACGACAAGAUCGAGCCGAAGCCAAGGUGGGAGGAGAUCAACAUGGAGGAGAAGGUGAACACCAUGGUGGUGAUGCCGGCGGCGAUGAUGAUCGUGUGGGACGAGGCGGAGCAGGAUGAGAAGGUGAAGGACAGUGGCAGCCAGAAGCAAGGGUGGCUUCCCCCGGAAGAAUAUGAAGGAGUUCAAUACACCCAGCUGGAAGAUGAGCUUCGGGAGUUGACCCGGGGGCCGGACGUGAACUGGCUCAGAGACCCGAUGCUCGAUGGUGGGCACAAGCGGCACAUCACCUGGGAGAAGAGGGUGGAACAUCCUGAAGUUCAGCGCCGCCUUAAAGUCCUUGAAGGUAUGGAGAGAGCUGGCGUGUUCACCAGGUUGAGCAGUUGGUCCAGCUAUCUUCAAUCCCAUGUGAGGGGCAGGAUGCUCAACGCCGUCAUUGAGAAGCAGGAGAUGACGAUCGAUGACGUGCUCCUUGAGGCUACGGAGAAAGGGUGCCCUGAGCUGGCGCAGGAGGCGGAGAAGGUUCUCAGCGAGGAGCGAUCGGUCGGAUGGGCCGAUGACGAGAAGCAAGCUUGGAUCAGUGCACCAACCUGGCAGAAAGACAAGGGCUAUGGCGAGGGAAAAUUCGAGUUCCAGUGCGGGGCAGAAAGUAUUUGCUGGCGCUACCUGGACUAUAAGGGCGAUUGGGACCCCGAGCGCAGGCCUAGCAUCGAGGAGGUGAAGCAGAAGGCGCAGGUGUUCAGAGCAGAGCUUUGGGACGAAGCAGCACGAGCCAUUGCGGAGUUGGGGGAUCCAGCUCCUUGGAUCGGUGCUCGCGAAGCAGAGGCCUUCGUGAUCGAGGAGCUGCGUGAUGUGACGCUGCAGUGCUGGAGAUUGAACUGCCGUGGGCAGUUCCAGGUGGACCACCUUGUGGGAAGCAACCCCGGCAGUGAAGGACAGAUCAUUCCAUUUCUGAUCCAUGGCGGUCACAUCAGGCUCCUGGUGCCCAAUGAGAAGGAGGAGCCGGUCAAGGUGGCGGCACAGCUGACGCUUAGCGGCCAGACAGAUCGAGAAUGGCAGUGUGAAGGUUGGAGAGAGUUCUUGGCCAACGAGGACACAGCAGCUCCAUUGGUGCCAGGGAAGAGACCGAGGUGCCCAAGAUGCAUGGAUGGCAAUUCGAAACAAGGCAAAGCGCAACCACAGGUCCCAUGGAGCUUCAACGAGCACCCCAUCGACACGCAAGAGCUGAUCCUGAUGGGGGCCCAGAUGCCUUUGAAGCAUAGGCCAUCAUUCGCAUACGGAGUCCGGGUGCAGGAGAUGUUUGCCGGAUCCGGAGCUUGGACACAAGCAAUGGGCGAAGCGGGCAUAGCCUUCAAUGAGCCAGUCGAGCUGUAUGGCGACCCCCUCCAGAAGCAGGACAAGCGAGACCACUUUGACCUGAAGAAUGAGGCCGUGGCAAAUCGCUACCUCCAAGCUGCGAUGGAGCUCCCGGGCCCGCACGCAGCGAACAUCUGGGAAUUUGGAACGCCCUGCACAAGCUAUUGUGACUUCAACCUCUUGAACGGGGGGACACGCAGCUUCACCUCGCCUGAAGGAGGACCAGUUCCAACACAGAGCGAAGAGGAGGGCAACUACUUCUGUGAGCUGACCAGCCGACUCUGCCAAUCGCUCUACGAUCAUGACAAGGAAUUUGUGCUCGAGUCGUCGAUGCCCUCUGGAAGGUAUCCCAAAAUUUGGGAUCAGCCGGCGAUUCAACGCCUGCAACAAUCCACUGGAGCGCUCAUCGUGCCCACCCAUUUGUGCGAAUGGGGCGCAUCACCGAGCGACAGGCCCGAGAUGAGAUACAAGAAGGGUCAGUGGAAUCUAGAGUACCUCGGACAAGGCGAGCACAGGUGUAUCCAGCACGUCUCUGCGCUCGUGGUGCAAGCGGCAUAUGCUGGCUGGGACACUAUGCAGGUGGCACAAGCCUUGGAGGUCAUUCAAGAGGACGAUGGCCGAGAAGGGGCACUUCCAUACAAGGCGAAGGCGGGGAAGCUCGCCACCCCCUACACUUCCGCUACUUCCUCCUCUUCAUCCACUCCAUCGCCAGGUGAACGAUGUGGCAGCGCUGAAGGUUCAGAGUUCCAAGGGGGCUUUUUCAUCCUUCGUGAGCACUACUGUGGCAGCAUUGGGGAGAGCGAGUUUGCGCAGGGCAUUCCGAUCCCACCCGAAGAGCUCCUGGAAGGCGAGGGGGAGGAAGAGGAGUCGAUGAGCGACGAUGACCGGCGCAUGAACCCGCGUGACGAGGCGGCGGUGAUGGCCAGGCUCAUCCCUCGUGAAGUGGCUCCAGAUGAAGCACCGGAUCCUGUCCGUCCUUAUGAGGGUAGGAUCAAUGUAUUUGGCCCUCCAAGACCACUUGAGGGUUUGAAUGGCCGCUCCGAGGAUUGGUGGGACUACCAGGAGGACACCCUCUUCCUUGUGCGCCACCACGUGAUGCCUCGGAGGAACAUGUUCGGCUCGCAUUACGGAGACUGGAUAGACUGUCCAGUCUCGGACCACCUGAUCCGGAGUGAUCGCAGGACCUGGAUGUUCCCUCAGAGGCGUGACCUGGCUGAGAUUGUCCCACAUGAAAGAGUUUUCCUGGACAACUGGCGGGUGGACUUGGCACGGCUCCGUGACAUCCCUGACUCGAUUGAGGCGGAAUAUGCUGAUUGGACAGGAGCCACCACAUUCUACCUCUAUGACCCGGAGAUUAGGCCGGAGCUCGGGAGGCACUUUGGACACGGGCAAGAAGAAGGGGAGGGUGAGGACGCUCAGCAUGACGCAAAUGACGGCCUACAGCCAGGACUCCCUGAAGGGCGUGACUAUGUUCCGGUUUUCCGUGCACCACAGGAGUUCGACCCACCUUCUCAGGCCCAAGUGGAGGCAGCAAGACGGUACUACCCCGGAGGCGGGGUGUGGGACCCUUGGAAUGGAGGCCGCAUUGAAGGCGAGGAGCACGACAACAGCGAGGCGGCAGACCGACCUAGGAGUUCAAGUGAUCGACCCAGGCGUUCCAGAUCAAGGUCAAGGGGGCGCGCUGCAACUCAGGACGGUGAUGGAUCUGACCGGAGAGUGGGCUACCUGGCGGCAUCCUACGCACUCGAGCAGGAGGAGGAACAGGCAUGUGGCUGGCUGGACCAUCGCCCGGAGUUUGAAGAAUCUCACCAAGUUGGCUAUGGGGAUACCCAUGCCAAGAAUGAGGGUGUGAGCCAGGAGGUCUUCGACAAAGCCUUGAAGUACAUGGAGCAUUGCAGGGAGCACCCCAAGUACGACGCCGAGGUGAUCAAGACCGCUGUCAAGCUGGGUGAUGACCUGCUGAAGACAGCCAAGACGCUCGAGAGCGCGAUGAGGGGCCUUCGUGAAGCGAGACGCAAGGUGAUUGGGGUUCCUACCAAUGGUGCAACUUCGAAAGAGGUCCUGGACUGCCUGGAGGCCGACCACGCCGACUACCUCAAGGCCAUGAAUGGAGAAGGGUUACGCACACGCAGGUACUACCCACCGAGGAGGGUGAAGGCAGAACCAUACCCAUCAGCUGUGGACCACCCUGAGGAGAUGUACCAGAAGGCUUGGAAAGACGGUCACUGGGGCAUUGUGCUCUUCGCGUCGGACUUGACUGAGGAGUACACCAAGACCCUCAUCGAGUGCCCGCAGGGGCGCGACACCUCAGACUUCGGCAGCGCCCUACCAGGUGAUCCGGUGGGUGUAGAAGGAAGGGUGAAGAUGAUCUAUGGAGGCCUUCCCUUUGGCUGGUGUGGCGCACCGGGUGAGUACAUGGCGUUCGCUUUGGCAGGAAGGGCAUACCACGAGAACUUCAAGCCCUCCGAGGAGACCAUCAAUGGCCCGAGCCCAUUCUCAUCGGAAUGGCUGAUGGACGACAGUGUUGUUGUGGAACCCUUGGUGGGCGUCCGCCCAUGGCAAGCUGUGGACUCACUUGGGCACGCCAUCGAGAAGAUCUGGGGUCAGGACGCCUUGAACCUCGAGAAGCAGAUCGAGGAGGGCACACCCGCGACGGAACAGAUUGUCUGGGGCCUGUUCAUGAAUGUCGACAGCAUGACCAUUAGGCUGCCUGAGCCGAAGGCCUUGAAGAUGCGCUACCUACUUGCACUUCCUGAGCUCCAAUAUGGAGAACGCAUGGUGUGCUUGAAGGUGGCUCAAGAACUUCGGGGGCUGGGCCAGUAUGCAGCCAUCACUAUACCACCACUGCGCACUGAACUCAGUACGAUCGACCUCUUCCUCUGCCCCAGUCGCUGCGAGGGUGGCUACAUCCGGCCGAAUGUCAACGACGAGGAGAGUUCAGAGCGAGCCUGGCGUUGCUGGGACGAGAUGCUGGCCUUGUUGAGACUUUGGUUUGAAACCCCGUACGAGGGCACGUUUGAGGCUUCAAUGGAGAGCAUGCUGACGACGCGCGAGCUCCUGGCGCUGCCCGGGAUGAGUGAACGGCUGCGCUGGGUUGGAGGAGAUGCAACGCCUGAAGUUGCGGGAGCACUCGACUGGAAGACCAAGCGCUACAUGCGGGAAGACGCAAGGGAGAUGCUGCAUGCCUUGGGCAAGGUCCCGGAGCUUGUCGACGACCCGGAGAUGAAGAUUGCCCUGGCGGAGCUCCUGUGCUUUGUUGGCCUUGCCGCAGCUGAGAGUCGCGAAUGGCAGGGCGAACUGAUCGCCUAUGCGACUGACAAUCAGAAUGUACGCUCUUGGCUGACGAAGCGUCAGUCGAAAUGUGCAGUGGCUCGCCAUAUGCUUCGGAUUUUGGGCAUGCUGGAGGUUCGCUUCCACUUUAAGACAGUGGCUUUCUACAUCCGGACGUACCACAACAUCACGGCGGACUGGCUGAGCCGGGAGACCAAGAAGGUCGUGGAAACCCAGAUGGAGCGCGAUGGGUGGUCGAAGGUGGAGGUCGGUGAAAACUGGGCUCACUACAUCGACGAGUCCGUGGCGGGGAUCUUCCGAUGGCCUGGAGGGGAGAGCUUGGGCAGUAUGUCUCAGGCGCCAAACGGUGAGAACAAGCCCUACCGCCCUGUAGUCGCCUCGGGGUAUGCCGUGGAGCUCGGACGGGGCAUGCUGCCCUGGGUUGUUGCCUGGCAUCGUCUAGGGGGUCAAGUUUGCAGGAUUGACGCCAAAUGCACACCCUUGGAUGAGAAGCUCGAGAGGUCCCUCUUCCAUGACAUUGACCUGGUGACGGAGGAGAUCGAGUUGUCGUGGGCUUUUGCCUCGGUUGCGGAGGACAGUUGGGGAGGAAGCCGCACCUAUGUUAAGAACUUCGUGAAGAAGCACCGACCACGAUGUGUGUUGAUCGAUGUGGCUAAAGACGGCCCGGUCGAUGAUCUUCAGAUGGACCUGGAAAAGCUGGGCUACAAGACGAGUACCUUCGACUGCCUGACGACGCACUACGGGGACCCGGUCGCGAAGAGGAAGGUCAUUGUCCUUGGGGCACUUCACGAUGGACGAUCAGUGAAGCCAGAAUGGCUUGACCGAAACACAGAGCUGACCCUGAACAGCAAGAUCUCGACAUCAGGAGACCGCAUGCUUCCAUGGCCUGCAGGCCAUUUCCGGGAGAACCACAUAGAUGACCAGAAGGAGCUCCUCUACGACAUCCGAGGCCCAGCACUGACUUGCCGGAAGGGGAGAUCGAUGGUGGUCCUCGAUCACCGUGGUACAGAAGUCCAAGCACGGAGGCUCGGGCCAGAGGAGGAGUGGUUGCUCAAUGGCGGGCGGCUUGAUGACGUUCGUGCACUACAUGAACUGGGGUCGAGCCAGGAAUACUUCAAGAAGAAUGCGGCGAUGAAGUUCCCACAACAGAGCGCCCCCAGAAUCGUUGCUUGGUUCGAACGCUGGCGACAGGAUCAGGAGACCGCUGACGCUUCGUCUGAGGCGAAGGUGGGGGUGUGCACCGACCCGGACAGGCUGAAAGCUGAUGAACAUGUUCGGGCCUGGAUGCGAGCUUGGCAGGGAGAUCAUCAGAACCCCCAGGCAAACUAUGAAAAGUGGUUGAUGUCUCAUAGGCAUGGGAUUGAGGAGGUGGACAAGGUCGGCGGCCGCAGACAAACUCCAUCGAAGAGGGCGAAAUCCGCACCACCUGACCGACUGGUGCUGCCUAGUGCAAUUGGACGAGGUCGCGAGCGGCUACAGUUGGACGCCAACAAGGAGCUUCGUCGGGAUCAAGCCUGGUUGGACGCACUGGCAGCGGAGGCGGUCAUGUCCAAGCUCUCGGAAGGAACCCGCGGAGGCUACGAAGUUGGCUGGAAGCAAUGGUGUUUGUGGCGACGCAUGGGCAACAAGAGCGUCUACCUGACAGGGGAGACCAAGGACGAGCGGAAGGCCGAUGAAGACGAGCUGCUGAGGUUCAUGACCUACCUGGCGCACGUCAUGCAUGGGGCGGACCGAAGGGACGGGCACGAUGACCCCACUAUGAACAGAGUUCGCAUCUGGGCAGCACUGAAUGGUUACAAGCGAUGGCAACCAGAGACGAAACGCAAGUACCCGGUGCUGCCGGGGAUGUUGACCUGGAUCAGGCGGCACCUGAGCACCAGUGAGACGCUGAGCAAAUGUGACCAGGUGAUCCUAUGGGCUGCCAUCAUGGUGGGCUUCUUCUUCCUCCUGAGGGCUUCGGAGUUCCUGGUGACGAUCGGCAGGAGCUGGGGCAGCACACGGACUUUGAAAGGCAGCGACAUCAAGGCUCGCAAGGACAACAAGCAGGUGGCGAACUUCUACCAGGCCGAGGAGAUCGUGAUCUACCUCAAAGGGUCGAAGACGGACCAAUACAACCAGGGCACUGUGCGCAAUCAGUUCCGGAGUGGCGAUGAACUUUGCGUGGCGGCGGCGCUCGCGGACUACCAGAACAUGAGGCCUGAACGUUUUGCGGGGGCAGAAGAAAACCAGCCCCUGUUCAGGUUUGAAGAUGGCAAACCGCUGCAACGUGGUGAUAUCCAGAACCUGAUCCAGUUGGCGGCGGUGGCAGAUGGGCAAUCCACGACCAGGUACGGCUCUCACAGUCUUCGCAUUGGUGGGGCUACGGCUAUGUACCAAACCACCAAGGACCUGGACGUGGUCAAGAGGUUUGGAAGGUGGAAUUCCGACGCCUUCCAUGGCUACCUAUGGGAGUCGCAUGAGCGACAAAAGGAUCUCGCAAAGGGGAUGGCACGCGCUGAUGGUCAGCUGCUGGCACCCAGGAAGAACAAGGGCUAUGAAGCUGAACGCCAUCCCCUCGAGAAGUCGAAGGCAGUGAACAACCAGUCGCGACAGCAUGGCACCGCGAGAGUGGGAGCUCUGAUCGACGAGGGUGAGCAUGAAGCCUUAGGUGACUUCAGUGACGAAGAGCAUGGAGCACGUGGCUACAUCAUCCCGAGCGUCGAGGAGAUCCCCGCUGAGGAGAGCUAUGGCGACUAUGGAGAUGGAAUGGAAGUACGGCCAAAAGGGCUGCGAAGCAGAGGAAGCAAGAGCUCAGACUUCAGCUCGACGGCAAAAAGUACUUCUGCUCCGUUCAGUGUUUGCGAGAAGAUCUGA
Messenger RNA from Durusdinium trenchii, 10563 nucleotides. The record is from the annotation of a GenBank genome assembly. NCBI's taxonomy places the organism in Eukaryota, Dinophyceae, Suessiales, Symbiodiniaceae.